This is a messenger RNA of Williopsis jadinii, 738 nucleotides long. RefSeq names its product inositol polyphosphate kinase KCS1 (gene KCS1). Gene Ontology annotation, biological process: inositol phosphate biosynthetic process; phosphatidylinositol phosphate biosynthetic process. Gene Ontology annotation, cellular component: cytoplasm; nucleus. The transcript has 2 exons. The record is from RefSeq and is a predicted model, not a curated record. Gene Ontology annotation, molecular function: inositol hexakisphosphate kinase activity. NCBI's taxonomy places the organism in Eukaryota, Fungi, Ascomycota, Saccharomycetes, Phaffomycetales, Wickerhamomycetaceae. The annotation marks the transcript as partial.
GUGGAGUUGACACCUUUUAAAAACAAAGUUGGUGGACAUACAGCAAUUUUCAGAUUCUCACACAGAGCUGUUUGCAAGGCACUUGUCAAUAGGGAGAACACAUGGUAUGAAAUUAUUGAACAAAACCAUGCUGAUAUAUUAAAAUUCAUGCCUAAGUAUAUCGGGAGACAACGCAUUGAACGGUUCAUCCUUUUGGAAGAUUUGACAUCAGGGAUGAAAAAACCUUCCGUUUUGGAUUUAAAGAUGGGUACUCGUCAAUACGGUGUUGAGGCUGCGUAUAAGAAGAAGAAAUCCCAGAGAAAGAAAUGUGCAAGUACAACUUCCCGUCAGCUCGGUGUUCGGAUCUGCGGUCUACAAAUUUGGGAUAAGAAGUCCCAACAUUUCAUUGAAAGGGAUAAAUAUUUUGGUCGACGUGUUAGAGCUGGGUUCCAGUUUGCAGCUUGCAUUGCAAGAUAUUUGUACGAUGGUGAGUGUGUGUAUUCGAUAUUGAUCAAAAUCCCAAAGUUGAUCAGUGAUAUCGAGGAGUUGGAAAAGGCUGUCUUACAGUUGGAGGGCUACAGACUAUAUGGAUCCUCACUAUUGUUGAUGUACGACGGUGUGGACAUGUCAACAGUGAGUGUUCAUAUCAUUGAUUUUGCCCAAUGCAUAACUCCAGAGUACCAAUCAUCCACGGCAACUUUCCCACCAAAGCAUCCAAAUGAUGCAGACCAAGGAUAUCUGAGAGGGUUAGCAUCUCUA